CCCUUCCCUUCCCCCCACUAUCUAUAACUACAGAGGUGCACGUACGGGCGCUCUCGCUCACCCUGCAUCGUCGUCGUAACUCUGGCUGGCUCGCGGGCACGCCGCGUCAUAUAUUCCAGCUAGGAUCUGAAAGGAACUCGCCACCACCCCUCUCCCACCUGCUUCCUUCCUUCUCUCCACCUCUCCUUCCACCACUCUGGUACCGCAAUCCGAACUGCUGCUUCUGCUUCUGCUUCUGCUUCUUCUCCGGUGAGAGGCUCUGCUCCUGGCUGCGAUGGAGGCGUCGUCGUCGUCGUUGCCGCUCGUGGCCGCCGUGCUCCUCCUCUCCUCCACGCUCGCUGCCUCAGAUUUCUGCGUGUGCCGUUCGGACCAGCCGACGGCGGUGCUGCAGAAGGCGAUCGACUUCGCGUGCGGUCCGCAGGGCGGCGCCGACUGCACGUCCAUCCUGCAGGGCGGCGGCUGCUACAACCCAAACACCGUCGCCGCGCACUGCUCCUGGGCCGCCAACACCUACUACCAGAACAACAAGGCCAGGGGCGCCACCUGCGACUUCGGCGGCGCCGCCACCGUCUCCACCACCGACCCCAGUUUCUCCGGGUGCACAUUCGCUUCCAGUGCCACCAGCGCUGGUGCUGGGACCGGGACGGCGGGCACCACCACCGCGGGCGGCGCGACGACGGGCACGGGCACGGGCACCUUCAGCCCCGGCGUGGGCACCAGCGGCUUCAACGGCACCGGGAUGGGCGGCAGCACCCUGGGACCCACGGGCAACACCCUCGACGCCGCCGCGCCAGGCCUGCUCCCCGGCGCCGCCUCCCUCGCCGCCGCCACCGUCCUCUCCUUCCUGGCCCUGCAGCUGCACCAUUGAUUCAGCAGAUUCAGCUAGCUCCACCUCUCCCUCUUGUGUCUCGUCGUUUUCAUCAGUACCAUUACUAGCUCUCUGUCUGAACAUGAGCCUGAGCCGAGCUAGAUAGCUACUUGCUCCAUGGAAAGGGCCCGGAUCGAGGAACUGUACUGGAGAAGAAUGGGAUGAUCGAAUUGGUUGGUUCCAGUUUCAUUCCACCUGAUCUGAUCACACACUCCACUACUACCGCCACUAGUAGUGGCAAUGGUGGUUGGGGGCGGCGUGAUCCUAGCUAGCUAGCUACACUACAGGCUGGUGUAUGGCUUAUUUGGUGGUUAGAAUGGCUGUCUCUUUCCUACGAGGACCAUUGUCUGAUUGUCUCUCUUGUACUACCUCUCUUCUUUUUCUUGUUUUUAUUUGCAAGAGGUCCUUGUCGCUAGCCCUUUGUUCUUAAUUAACCACCUCCUUGUGUUUAUUAUUUAAUUUGCUUGUAGUUAAGUCUAGAACAAACAGGGACCGGUGGUUUUGAUUCAAGAUUAUUAGCUGGAGCGAGCACGCGUGUGUAUAUGUAAUGUCGUCUGGACGUGGACGAUCUUUUAUAUUAGGUCUCUGUCUAUUCAAUUCUAUUGAAGGUGAAGCUCUUUUAUCC
Messenger RNA from Sorghum bicolor (sorghum), 1493 nucleotides. Its product is annotated as PLASMODESMATA CALLOSE-BINDING PROTEIN 4. Bases 275 to 868 code for a protein of 197 amino acids. The transcript is spliced from 4 exons. The record is from RefSeq and is a predicted model, not a curated record. NCBI's taxonomy places the organism in Eukaryota, Viridiplantae, Streptophyta, Magnoliopsida, Poales, Poaceae.